AUGACCAAUCAUCGUGAGUGGCUUACCGGAUUGAGGGAGUCUAGUGUACCCUACGUUCUGUUGGGCGAUGAAGGAAAACUGAGUGUGAAGGGGGAAGGAGAGUUGCUGCUCCAGGGAGAGUACGGGGAGCUGAAACUGGAGAAUGUGCUUUUAGUGGAGAAGCUGUCACUGAAUCUGAUCAGCCAAACUCAACUUGACAGCACGGGGUGCAAAACCUUCAGCGACAAGGGGAAGCUGUGGGUUUUCAAUGAGGAUUGGAAGGUGGUUGCAGAAGGGAACAGAAAUCAGGGGUUGUAUGAAAUGAAGCUGAGGAAGAAGGGGCUGGAGGAUGAGAAUGCCACCUACCUGCCAUCACUCGAAGGGGACCUAGCUAGGGAGGAGUUGAAGGCUCGGCUUGGUGGCUUACCAGUGAAGGAGCUGCAGCAGGAAGCUUCAGCCAUGGUGGUUGGGAUGGAGAAGGUGAAAUUGGAGACCUUGCACAGGCGCAUGGGGCAUGCAAGCAUGGAUAGGGUCAAGGAGUUGGUAAAAAAGGGCAUGGUAAAAGGAAAGGUCACGAUCACCCGGGAUGUUGUCUUCUACGAGGAGGUGAACUACCUGCAGUGGAAGGGAAUAGAGAAAGAGAUUGCAGCAGCAGGGACAGCAACUGCACCGGACAAGGUGGAGGAUCUUUUGGAGGAAAAGGAGAGUGAGGGAGUUGGAGAUGAAGGAGAUGAGGAGCUUGAAGAUGUGGAACGGGCAGAUUCAGUCGAUUGGGUGUGGGAGAAGGUACCAACCAGUGAAGCGGAUGAAACCAAUGGAGUGGAGAUAGCAGGGGAGCAGCCAAGCAAUGAAGUAGCUGAGGGUGGCAAUGAUGAAGUGGCUGGAGAAGAGGGAGAUGAAGAAUCAGCAGCUGAAGGAGAUAGUGAUCCUUGGAAGCUCCUAGAUAGUGAAGACAGCAAUGUCAAGAUGAGAGGGAUAGCGGACCUGCUUAAGGAAGGUGCCAUCAUCAUUGGAAGGGAAGUGAAAUCUGGAGAUGAGAAUGAGAAGGCAAAGGAGGAUCUCAGUGGAGAUGAGGCUGAAUCACCUACAGAGGAGUUGGGGAAAGGAAAGAGGGUGAAGAAACCAAACCCUCGGUAUGCGCAACUGCUGAUGACGUGCUGGAAGGACAUCCAUACCCACCUUCUACUCUCUGCCACAGCUACUGACCUAGUCUCCAAUGAAGGAAAAAAGUUCCAUCGCGACCUGCCCGACACCAAGGUGCAUGCGUGCGGCGCCUCCCGCAGCUCACACGUUCCCCUCCCCUUUCGAUUCUUCCCUCUCCCCAACCCAUCCCGCCCCCCCCCCACUCCGCCUGCCCAAUGCGAGCAGAAGUUCCAUCGCGACCUGCCCAACACCAAGGUGUAUGCAUACGGCGCCUCCCGCAGCUCGGCGCGCUACCCAGGCCCCGUGCUCGUCGCCACACGCGGCACCACCACCAAGGUCUGGCCGUUCCUCAACGUUCGGCGAGCGAUGCAUCGGAUUCGCAUGGUGAAUGCAGCCAACGCGCGCACGUAUAACCUUCCAAUUGGUUCUGACGGAGGCUAUCUCGCCCGUCCGCUGCGCCGCUCCUCCCUGCUUGUCUUCCCGGCCACGCGGCACGACCUGCUUCUUGACUUCAACGCUGCACCCGGAUGGUGCCGUGACAUCAUCAUUGUCAACAGCGCCAACAUUCCCUUCCCCAGGGGCCAGCCUCCUGACUGGUUCACGGGCGUGGUCAUGCGAUUCAUCAUCAACCAGGAGCCGCCUGUGAAGCCCCCUCCCUUGCCCGAGACGCUCUCGCACAUCCCCCCGGUGGACCUCUCCCAGGCAGUGAAGCAGCGUUUUCUCGCCGUAGUGUUUGUGAUUGACAAGGCGUUGCAUGAACCGACCGCCAUGCUUCUGGAUGGCAAGCACUACAUGGAUCCAGCCACUGAGAAGCCCAGAGUGGUGAGCAAGCAUAGACUACCCGAGGCAGUAGAGCAGCGUUUUCUUGCCAUAGGGUUUGUGAUCGACAAGGUGUCACAGAAACCGAGCGCCAUGCUGUUGGAUGGCAAGACCUACAUGGAUCCAGCCACUGAGAAGCCCAAAGUGGGAACUUCGGAGCUUUGGCACAUCGUCAACCCGAGCUUCGAGGCGCACCCCAUCCACCUGCACCUCAUACAGCACCGCCCCAUCUCCCGCCGUUCGAUCGACUCCGGCGGGCUAAUCAACGGCUCCUGUUCGCUCGAUCCCGCCUCCUCCAAGCCCAGCUGCUUCACUGGCCCGGCUCGGCCCGUGCCGCUGCAUGAGAGGGGGUGGAAGGACACCACCGUUGCAUGGCCGGAUAGCGUUCUCACCGUCUUUGUGCCGUUCAAGGGGCAGGUGAGAUGCGGUGCAGUGUGGUGGGGGGGGAGGUGGUUGGGUGGAAGGACACCAUUGUUGCAUUCCCAGUUAGUGUUCGCAGCAUGA
This is a messenger RNA of Closterium sp. NIES-65, 2445 nucleotides long. NCBI's taxonomy places the organism in Eukaryota, Viridiplantae, Streptophyta, Zygnematophyceae, Desmidiales, Closteriaceae. The record is from the annotation of a GenBank genome assembly.